Molecule: messenger RNA, 4035 nt
Organism: Acipenser ruthenus (sterlet)
Lineage: Eukaryota; Metazoa; Chordata; Actinopteri; Acipenseriformes; Acipenseridae
Product: transmembrane protein 269
Exons: 7
Coding region: 431-1150 (239 amino acids)
Biological process (GO): phospholipid biosynthetic process
Cellular component (GO): membrane
Molecular function (GO): phosphotransferase activity, for other substituted phosphate groups
Source: RefSeq, a predicted model, not a curated record
AAACAAAGAGGCUCUUUUCCUGCCUCCACUAUAACGAGUAUUGGUUUAUUAUCGGACAACUUCUUACGCCAGUGAGUAAAAUAGAAAUAUCUCGAUGUUGUAGCGUCAUUUCCGGUGGAAUUUUCCAACGAAGAUCAAUCCGUGCCCUUUAAAAGAGAAGCGCUGAAGCGCUUGCUACCUACAGUAUUAUACAGGCAGUGAACAGCGCGGCACUGUGCAAGCAGAGAGGACCACAGAAUUAAACUGAAUACAGUUAUCGGUGCUUAAAAAAAACAAAAAAUUAAAAUUAAAAUAACAUAAAUAUUUCUCAUCAACGAAUAGAGGCUCAUCUAAAAACCAUAAGACAGUGGAAGAAAAAUCAUAUUCCUAAAGCGACAGUAACUAAUAAUUUCAUUUGUGCAGUGUUGAGCUUCUACAAACUUCAGCCACCAUGUUCAUGCUGACACCCCCUACUGGUGUCUUCCAGCAUGCCAAGAAAUUGUUUCUGAGUGAGCAAGCAGGCCAGCUCCAGGAGUUUGCACGGAAGAAUGUGGCCAAUGGUCUGUCUAUGGCGAACAUGGUGAUGGGACUGUGCUCUAUCCUCUGCAGCCUCAAUGGACACCAUUACGCUGCCUGCUGGCUGCUUCUGGUGGGGUACCUCCUGGACUUGGCUGAUGGAGCGGUUGCUAGGCAACUCAAUGCCUGUUCAGCUCUUGGAGCUCAGCUGGAUGAUUUUGCGGAUUUCACCACGUUUGGCAUCGCCACGGCACUGUUGCUGCAGGCCCAUGGUUUACUGGAUGGCAUUCUGGUGAUCUUCUACGUUAUGGCUGUUUUCACUCGUCUCUGCUUUUACUCUAGUGGCAUCCCCUUCAUGUACCGAGGGCUGCCCUGCCCCUAUGCCUCUGCUAUCCUGGCCUGCACCAGCCUGCUGACAGGAGCCAAUGUGCUGGUGCUGCGCAUCACUGCUGUGCUGAUGAUCCUCUUCAUGGUGGACCACGGAUUCUACCCCCACGACAAGGUGCUAGAGUCCCAGGCCUGGAAGAAGAUUGUCUAUGCAGGCGGAGUUGUCAUGGUGCUGUGUUCUUCAUUUCCCUCAGCUUGUGUUUACUACCUAAUAUGGUCAGUCUCCUACAUUCUCUUCCCAGCAGCUCUCUGGAGUUGUAAAGUGUAACACAAACCCCAGCAAGUCUCUUCCUCAUUCUAACCUUUCCAGCAAAAGCUUUGGCUACGGAAGCUGAGCCAGUGUUGGACAGACUCCAUCAUGAGGCAGCAUGUCACCAUGACAACUAAAGACACAUUAACCUUCGACCUGAAUAGGCUGCGACAGUCCUCAGUCUCUUUUUAUUGAAGUGCUGAUUUUAGGAUUUUGGUGUUUUAAAAACCCUUCUGUAUAGACGAUUGUAUAUGUACAUUAAUUUGGUCGUCUAAUGGAAUAUGAUUCCAUACAAAACUGCAUUUUUAAAAGUCUCUUUCUUUGUGUUAAACGGAUUGUAUAUUGCUUGUGUAUUACUGAAGGGGGUAUAAUUGAUAUAAUUGGGAGGAUAUUUAGGCAGUUGGUGAUUUGCUGAGCUACAGCUGAGAAGUUGGAGACAUGGUCACAGUUUACUAAUCUGAUACCCCUCACACAGGCCUUAGUGGCAAAGGCCUUGUAACAAUGGGAUGCAGCCUUUAUGCUUGGAGUUUUUCAUGAUUUUGUAAUAAACUGAACAUACAAAUGUAUAGUAGCUGCUUAAAGACCUAUUGUGACCCUUGUACACCUUUACCAUAAAAGCAUAAUAACAAAUAGUAAAAAAAAAUGUGGUAAAGGAUUAAAAAAAAAAACAUGUAACCUUUUUUACAUUGAAUUAGCUUAACAGCAUGAUAACGUGUGUCCUUGUGUUUCGGCAGAGUACAGUCCUGAAUAUUUCAAUAUCAGGCAUGUCUAUAGCAUGCAAACUUUCCAAAGCCAGUCAUUGCCCCCCGGUGUGAGGAGGCACAUUCAAGUAUCUGCCCAGAAAGCUUCUGCUUCUCAUCUGUGUCUCUCUGUGCAUUUCUUCUUGAUAAGGGGCUGUGCUGUUUUUCACUGUCAUAGCAGAAGCAGGACAGAAGAUAUUUUUCCCGAUAUGUAAGAUUUGUAUAUUUUUUUAAACAGUUGAAGGCUGUGUUAAAAUGUAUAUUUAUGUGAUAUAAUGUAUAAGCUAUGCCCACUGUGAAUGAGAUUUAGGAAAGUAUAUCAUCAGGACUGGUUUAUACUGGUCUUCAGACUACUGGGAGACGUAACGUGACUGGCUAAAGUUCAACUCCACUAUAGAGACUAGAAAUCAUCACGGUAGCUAUGCUUUCAUCAACAAGACAAACACAUUUCGAGUGAACUUGCACAAUUUCACACAAUAUAUGCGAAUCCUAUUGUACAAAAAACUGUUUCCAUCAAACUGGAUUCUAGUGAACAAACAGCUGUAUGUAAUGACGUCACAAGUUUUUAAAAAAAAUGGUUAUUGCAUAAAUGUUUUUGAUCUGAACAACAAAAAAAAAAGUUUGAUUCAUUUCCAUUCAUUUAUUUUUCUAUUUACUUGCUACUGUGUAAACUCAAGUGAAUAACCAGCCUCGCUGAGCAUUCAGGUAUAUAACUGCUGCUGGACUGAAAAUGGACCAAGAAGGAACAGCGUAUUUUCCAGAAUUAACUGAAAUUGCACAAGCAUUGAUAUAUAUAUAUAUAUAUAUAUAUAUAUAUAUAUAUAUAUAUAUAUAUAUAUAUAUAUAUAUAUAUAUAUAUAUAUAUGUAUAUAUAUAUAUAUAUAUAUAUAUAUAUAUAUAUAUGUACACACAUUAAUAUAGCCUCUAAAUUUAAAAGUAUUUUUUGAAGCUGUACUUUUUCCCUUAUGUAAUUUAAGUAAUCGUAAUAAUAAUAAUAAUAAUAAUAAUAAUAAUAAUAAUAAUAAAGCAAACAUAAUGGCAGUCCAGUAUCAGAUACCCACCGGAGUUAGCUGUACCGAAACUUAAAAGAAGAUCAGUCCUGCUUGGGAAAAUUAGUAUUUUAUUUAACGGUCCAGGGGUGGAAUGUAAUGAAGGAAUUAAAAUCUACAGUGGCCAGAGAUUAUGCAGAGAAUUGGUGUAAAAAGAUGAUGAAAAUAUUAAACGUGUCUGCAGCAGAAAAGAAGAUGUGUAAGAAAAGCGAAAGAAAACAGGGUCAGGUGUAUGUCGGCAUUUGUGAACUUGGACCAGAACGACGCACAGAAUGAUCUCUGUCUCGCCCAAAAGCUGUUACAGUUUACCACAAGUCAGCUUAUUAUUUACCAUCGUUGUGUAAAUGUUGAAGCAAGUUCACUUUGAGUUUUUGAACCUAACAGAAAUCUUUGGACGCUCUAAUGCAAAAAAUCUAAUUGCAGCCAUAUUCAGUUGUUUGGAAAAUGAACAAAAUAAUUAUCCAGUCCAGAAAAUUGUGGGGUUUAAAUCGGACGGUGUAUAGGUAGUGCUAGCCCAGCAUUAUGAAGUUUGUAUAUUUUAUAUGAUCAUGUCCAUUAGUGAGGUUAGUAUUUUGUAACGUGUCUGUCAUGUAACGUGACUGUGGUGAUCCCUGCAGUGAUGUGUUAUUUAAGUUGAAUUACUGUAACUGCUUUGUCCGCUGCUCCCCAAGCAAGUUUUUUUUAUAUUACAAAAAAACAUAGGAGAUUCAAGAAUCAUUCUUUUUGAUAAUUACGGGGGUCAAUUACAGCUGUGGAAAAAGUUUCGCAGUACCCUACAGUAUUAACCAGUUUUGCUUCAAAAAGUCGAAUGAAACCUGCUGAAUAAUGUUACGUUAACAUAUUGAAUUACAUACCGCUUUGUAGUUUUCCAUAUACUUAACAAAAAACUAUUGAUUAAUAAAAUAUCUAAAUUCUGUUCAUGUAGUUUCUUUUUUUUAAUUAUGUCUCAAUUCUAAAAUUGUAGGUGAUGUAAAACUUUUGGUCAUAGCUGCAGAUUUGAUUAACAUAUGAUAUGUGUCAUUAAGUUUGCAUUAAGUGCCCUGUCUGACCACGUAAAUACCACCAUAUGACUGAAAAAAGUAUGCGCUAGCUCAUAAAAUGUGUUCAGAAAGUA